AUGGUGGUUGUUCCUCAGGGUACCUCGUUUCGUCCUACCUGGCAACUCAAAUCUAUCUUCGCCGUGGUAGGGCUGCUCAACUUUGUGGCUGCACUCGAUGCGACCUCUGUAUCAGUCUCGCUGCCGACCAUCUCCAAUGACCUUGGUGGAACAGCAACAGAAGCCUUCUGGACAGGCACAUCCUUCCUGGUAGCAUCAUGCGUCUUCCAGCCGGUUUUCUCUCUAUCAUCCGACAUUUUCGGCCGUAAACUCGUCCUCCUCGCAGCCGUGGCAUCCUUCACACUCGGCUCCAUCCUCUCAGCCGUCUCGCACAACUUCGCCCUUCUCCUAACCGGCCGGUCCAUCCAAGGCAUCGGCGGCGGCGGGAUCAUGGCCCUAACAGAAAUCCUAAUCGCAGACCUCAUCCCGCUGCGCGAGCGUGGCAAGUGGAUGAGCAUCCGCUCCGGCACCUGGGCGCUGGGCACAGUCGUCGGCCCGCUCAUCGGCGGCGGGUUCACACAGUCGUCUGCUAGCUGGCGCUGGAUCUUCUGGGUCAACCUUCCCUUCUGUGGCCUGGGCCUGAUUUUCAUCCCCGUCUUCCUGAAACUGCACCACGAUAAAGUCUCGCUGCGAGACAAGCUCGCCACCGUUGACUAUCUCGGCUGCGUUUUGUUCGUCGCUUCCCUCACGGCCUUCCUCAUCCCGCUCACCUGGGGCGGCGUCAUGUACGCCUGGAGCUCGUGGCACACGCUCGUCCCUCUGAUCCUCGGUGCGGCCGGGCUAAUCGCCUUCGCCACGUACGAGUGUCUCGUCCCGUCUCACCCCUUAAUCCCGCCGGUGAUCUUCAACAACCGGACUGUUUCACUCAACCUCUUGGGCUGCUUCCUCCACGGCAUCAUCCUCUGGGCACUGGUCUACUACCUGCCCCUCUACUACGAGGGCGUGCUAGGCUUCAGCCCCGUGAUGUCCGGCGUAGCCGUCUUCCCGGAGACAUUCACCGUUGCCCCCAUUUCCGUGAUCACAGGCAUCAUCGCCGCGAAAGCAGGCCGAUACCGUUGGGCCCUCUGGGCGGGCUGGCCGCUCUCCUCGCUGGGGCUAGGCCUGCUGUAUCUCCUCGACGAAAACACCCCAACCGCCAAAUGGGUCUGCCUGAACCUAGUCGCUGGCAUCGGUCUGGGCAUGCUCUACCCAACCGUCAUGCUCGCCGUGCAAGUCGCCUCCGACCCGGUAUACCAGUCCAUCACAGUGACGAUGACGACGUUCUUCCGGGUCCUGGGCCAGGCUGUCGGCGUGGCUAUCGGGGGUGUUGUGUUUCAGAACCGCAUCAAGGAUAACUUUAACAAUCACGCGUCACUGGGCCGGUCUGCGGAUCAGUAUGCAAGCGAUGCGUCGAGUCUGGUGGAGUAUAUCAAGGCUCUGCCCUCGGACAGCCCGCGUCGUCUUUUGAUUGAGUCGCUGUACGCGGACUCUCUAUCCAUUAUCUGGGUUGUUAUGUGUACUGUUGCGGCUCUGGGCUUCCUGACUAGUGUUUUCACGAAGUCGUACUCCAUGAACAGGGACUUUUCGUCUAGUCAGGGCUUGAGGGUCGGCUCUCAGGCGUCGGAUGAGGAGUCGACCAGUUCUAUUGCGGAGUCAAAACGGGCGCUGGUAUGA
Molecule: messenger RNA, 1632 nt
Organism: Penicillium riverlandense
Lineage: Eukaryota; Fungi; Ascomycota; Eurotiomycetes; Eurotiales; Aspergillaceae
Exons: 2
Coding region: 1-1632 (543 amino acids)
Biological process (GO): transmembrane transport
Molecular function (GO): transmembrane transporter activity
Source: RefSeq, a predicted model, not a curated record